This is a messenger RNA of Oncorhynchus masou masou (cherry salmon), 1353 nucleotides long. Its product is annotated as gastrin-releasing peptide receptor-like. Lineage: Eukaryota; Metazoa; Chordata; Actinopteri; Salmoniformes; Salmonidae. The record is from RefSeq and is a predicted model, not a curated record. Gene Ontology annotation, cellular component: plasma membrane. Gene Ontology annotation, biological process: G protein-coupled receptor signaling pathway. Gene Ontology annotation, molecular function: neuropeptide receptor activity.
AUGUCUUCUUCCUCCUCCUCCUCAUCCUCCAGGUACAAGGCAAUCGUGAAGCCCAUGGACAUCCAGGCCUCCAACGCGGCGAGGAUCGUCCUGCGGGCUGCAGUGAUCUGGCUCUUCUCCAUGACCCUGGCUGUCCCCGAGGCUGUCUUCUCAGACCUCCGCUCGUUCAGCAUCCACAGCACCAAUGAGACCUUCAUCACCUGCGCCCCCUAUCCCCACGAUGGUGAACUGCAUCCCAAGAUCCACUCCAUGGCCUCCUUCCUCAUCUUCUAUGUGAUUCCUCUGUCGGUUAUAUCAGUCUAUUACCUGUUCAUCGCCAGGAGCCUGAUCAGGAGUGCCUAUAAUAUGCCGGUGGAGGGCAACGUGCACGUCAGAAGACAGAUAGAGUCCAGGAAGCGCCUUGCCAAGACCGUCCUGGUGUUUGUGGGCCUGUUCGCCGUGUGCUGGCUCCCCUGUCACGUGAUCUACCUCAACCGCUCCUACCACUACUCCGAAGUGGACACCUCCAUGGCCCACUUCAUCUUCACCGUGGGAGCCCGUGUCCUGGCCUUCACUAACUCCUGUGUCAACCCCUUCGCCCUCUACCUGCUCAGCAAGAGUUUCCAGAAGCAGUUCAACAAGCAGCUGUGUUGUUGUUGUCGAGCCCUGGCGAAGAGGUCCCAGAGCCAGAGGAGGAACAGGAACAACACACACAUGACCUCCCUCAGGACCACCAACCACUCAGUGGCCAGUCUGAGCUUUAUUAAUGGAAAACACAUCUGUCAGGAGGACAGUGUGUGAGAGACAGAUGGGUGGAUGGUAAGAGAGAGACAGACAUACAGGUCUACCAAGAGGAGAGAAUGUGAGACAGACAGAAAGGUCUACCAAGAGGAGAGAGUGUGAGACAGACAGGUGUAGUCGGAUGGUAGGACCAAGGGAUAUCAAAGGUUCCAGUGUGGUAUGCAGAUGGUCGGGUGGGAGUCUGUCUGUCUGUCUGUCUGUCUGUCUGUCUGUCUGUCUGUCUGUCUCACAUUGCUCACCCUUUGAAAUGGACGCUAAUCUGGAAUCACCCGAGUGUUUCCUGACCUGUUUGAUUGUAUUGAGCCUUUAAUCAAGAUCCCACAGCAGCUGUAUAGAUGACCUACAUAGAACAGUAUGUGUACCUUUAUGUAUUUGAACAGUGUGUGAACCUUUAUGUAUUUGUACAGUGUGUGAACCGUUAUGUAUUUGAACAGUGUGUGAACCUUUAUGUAUUUGAACAGUGUGUGAACCUUUAUGUAUUUGAACAGUGUGUGAACCUUUAUGUAUUUGAACAGUGUGUGAACCUUUAUGUAUUUGAACAGUGUGUGAACCUUUAUGUAUUUGUACAGUGUG